AUGCAAACCGACUCAAGUACCCAAGUACCCAACCCGAUCCUCAAUCCUGCCCUCAGGGUAGGGGCAGUGACCGGAGCGGCGGGCGCGCUAUUUGGCGGUGCUUAUGGAAUCAUUCAGAAUCGCCCUACACUUGGCCUCUUUGCGGUGCUUACGGGGGUCAAUUCUGCCAUUUUAGGUGGGACGUAUUGGGCUACAAGAACAACAAUGAUCCGAGCUCUGCAGGACCCUGAGACAUUGAGUCUGUACCCGAGAGAGAAGGCCUAUGUUAGUGGCGCGGCUGGAGCUGUCGCUGGAGGCUUCGUUGCUCUUGCACUUGGCAAACCCCGUUCUUCUCUUCCCGGUGCUCUGGUGUGGGGAUUAAUCGGUCUCUCAGGCCAGGCUGUAUACAAUGUUGCCGACGCCCGGCACACAAAAUCUGUGUUAAAAGAGAAAGAACCAGAACAAACAGGAGGCUUCAGUUUUUGGGAUCGUGUAAUGCGCUCUAGGUGGAGUCCAGUUACGAGGUUGACCACCGAGGAGUAUGAAGAAAUACUAAAGGGGAAGCUCUUGGCUUUGGAGGCCGAUUUAGCCAUUGCAGACGAGGAAAUUGCGAAGCUAGAGAUAAUGAGGAUGGAACAGCAUAGUAAGCCCAUCACCGGCGGAAGAGAACCUGUAGAAACUACACGCAGCUCCCGUGGCUGA
This is a messenger RNA of Morchella sextelata, 681 nucleotides long. RefSeq lists its product as uncharacterized. Lineage: Eukaryota; Fungi; Ascomycota; Pezizomycetes; Pezizales; Morchellaceae. The coding region runs from base 1 to 681 and encodes 226 amino acids. The record is from RefSeq and is a predicted model, not a curated record. The transcript is spliced from 4 exons.